Messenger RNA from Cryptomeria japonica (Japanese cedar), 7870 nucleotides. Its product is annotated as ATP-dependent helicase BRM. Gene Ontology annotation, molecular function: ATP-dependent chromatin remodeler activity; protein binding; ATP binding. Gene Ontology annotation, cellular component: nucleus. Bases 501 to 7472 code for a protein of 2323 amino acids. Gene Ontology annotation, biological process: positive regulation of transcription by RNA polymerase II. The record is from RefSeq and is a predicted model, not a curated record. NCBI's taxonomy places the organism in Eukaryota, Viridiplantae, Streptophyta, Pinopsida, Cupressales, Cupressaceae. The transcript has 14 exons.
CCCGUGAAACCCUAGCUCAUUUUUUUCCCUCUAGAUUUUCUAAAAAAUUUCCGCUGUCACGUAUGGUAGAGAGAGGGGGCCUUUCCUUUGACCGGCUAAAUCCAGACAAAGAAAUGCCGUAGGGAAAAAUAAAGGAGUGGGGGCUUAAUUAUUUUUUCUCUAGCCGUAAAAAAUCCAGAGCAAAAUAAGGGUCAAUGGCAGCGCAAAUUCCAAUCCCCACCACCAACAAACAAUAAUAGUGCCCGCCACUACAUUUGAGUAUUCGUCCGUGAUUUUAUCUUUUCCCCCAAAUAAAUUUCACCAAUACCCACUUAAAAUUCCCUCAGAUCUAAGGAUUUGACGUCGUUGGGAAUGGCGGAAGAAAAAAACCGUUAAAUCGGAUGAUAGAAGACCGAGAUUUGGAUUUCUGGUGCCAUAAGGAGGCCAAAAAAGCAAUACCCACAAGUUUGUUUUUUAGAAAUAAUUCAAAUAAAAGAAGGAAUUGAUUGGCGGGUGGGUGCAUGCAAUCCGCAGCAGCAUCCCAACAGCAGGGGCUGCAGGGUGGCGUGCCCCCCUGCCGCUCCUCCUCUUCUUCUUCACCUGAGAAUUCAUCUUCGUCUUCUCCUGCUGCUGCUUCUUUGCCCACAUCUCGUCCAGGGUUCGAAUCCAUGCAACAGCAGAAUCAUCAUCAUCAGCAGCAGAAUCAUCAUAAUCAACAUCAGCAGCAGCAACACCAACAGCAACAGAAUUUUCGUCAGCAGCAACAGCUUCUACGGAAGUCUCAGGGAGAUGAAGGACUUCUCACUUAUCAGGCUGGUAACCUUCAGGGGAUUGUUGUGGGUAGUGGUGUUAGUGGGCCAGUUGGUCCAACACAAAUGUCACAGCAAGCAAGAAAUUUUAUGGAUUUAGCCCAGCAGCAGCAGGUAGCUUCCCAGCUUCAAGGUGAGGGGCAGGCAAAAAAUCAAAAUCAAAUGAAUGCCCAUGCCUACCUCCAGUUUGCAUUGCAGGCUGCCCAGCACAAAGCUCGUGCUAACAUCCAAUCUCAACAGCAGGGGAAAGCAGCUGCAAUUGGUUCAACUGUAGUAGACCAGGAACUCUUAAACAAUUUAAAACAUCAAGAGUUAAUGCGUCUUCAAGCAGCAAACCAGGCACAGAUGUCUAUGUUUAAGAAGUCACCUGGUCAAUUUAUGCAGAUGGAUAAGCACAUGGAGCAGGGACAAACAAGUAAUGAUGUGAGAAAUGAAACAAAGACCCAGCAGGUGCAGGUGGCUCAGUUACCAGGCAAUGUAGGAAGGCCAGGGCAUGGGCUUCAAAAUCAACAUCCAAUGCAGAGUCUUUCGAAUAACCAGUAUGCAAAUCUUGCUCAACUACAAGCUCUUCAGGCUUGGGCAAUGGAUAAGAAUAUUGAUAUUUCUUCUCCUGCAAAUGCACACCUUAUUCCCCAACUUUUGAUCCAGUGGCAAGCCCGCAUAGCAGCAUUACAAAAAGCCAAUGAUGGUAACCUUGCUGCACAUCAGGCUCGUCUCUUACCAGGAAAAUCAGAUAUUGCUUCUUCUUCAGUCCAGGGUUAUGCUCCUCCUAGUAAUCCCAGUACUAGCCAUAGCAAUUCUAUGCCUGAAGUUCAUGCUGUCCAGGGAGGUUUGCAAUUGCAUCAAAAGCCUAGGCAGGCUGUGGCAACUGGAUCAGCAUCAGCAGUAGGGAGUCCAGCAAUGGCCAAUCCAAAUGUUACUCAGAUGCAACACACAAUGCCUCAGGUUGGAGAUUAUCAGGUGGAUAGGGUAAAUAGGCAUCAGAAUCCUGCUACAAGUACUAUGGCCUCUAUUCAUGGACUGUCCUCAUCUCCUUCUGUAGGUCAGGUGGGAGACUCUUCAGUACCAAAGAAUGCCCAGGUUUCUCCAGAAUCUUUACAAAUGCAAUAUUAUAGGCAAUUGCAUCAAUUCCACAGACCUCCCAUGCACCCGGCAGGUUUGAAUGAAGGAUCUACAUCAACUCAUCUUUCAAAUCCACCAGUAAAUCAUCCAGCACCAGUUCAACAGCAGUAUGGGUUUACAAAACAUCAAUUGAUUGUUCUUAGAGCUCAAAUACUAGCCUUUAGGCGACUCAAGCGAGGUGAAUCCACACUUCCUCCUGAUGUUAUUCGAGCAAUUGUUCCACCUCCUCUUCAGCCUCAGCAAGGCCAAACUGUUGCAGUACCUAAAGAGAAGAAUUUUAAUCAAAAUGCUGCAGAUCAACCAAGGGCUGUAGAUCCAAGUGAUGCACAACGGUUUGUGGCUCCAAAUAAAGGGACAAAUGUGCUCAAAGAAGAGAGAGAUGUGAAAGAGCCUCUAAUGAGCGAAGAGAGGAAACCAACGUCAAAUGCAUUCCCAGGGAUAGUUGUUAGUGGAAAGGAGGUCUCACCAGUAGUAGUUUCGGAGAAGGAAGAGAAGAUUAAUAAAACCCCAGUAAAAAUGGAACAAGAAGCUGAACAAGUCACCCAGGUUAAUACACCCACAACAAGUGAAUUGCCUGUUGAUAGAAGUAAGACUAUUGUAUCAAAACCUCCUCAAGAUGUAUCUGCUCAGGUGAAGAAGCAUCCUGGUGGAAACACUGCACAAGUUCCUAAGGAUAUGAAUAUCAUUAAGAAGUACCAUGGUCCUCUGUUCGACUUUCCACCAUUUGGGAAGAAAUUAAAUUCUUUCUUGCCCACAAAUUUGAAUGGUAGUAAUGGAGGAUAUUCACUAUCUAUAGGAUAUGAUGUAAAGGAUUUAUUGUUUGAAGAGGGUAAAGAUGUUCUUAAUAAAAAAAGGACAGAAAAUCUAAAAAAGAUAGAACGAUUAUUGGCAGUGAAACUGGAUAGGAAACGGAUUAGACCUGAUCUAGUGGUGAAGCUACAAAUAGAAGAGCGGAAGCUACGUCUUCUUGAUCUUCAGGCUCGAAUAAGGGAUGAACUAGAUCAAGAGCAGCAGGAGAUAAUGGCUAUGCCUGAUAGGCCAUAUCGCAAGUUUGUUCGCCUAUGUGAACGACAAAGGGCAGAUCUUGCCAGACAAGUUCAACUUUCUCAAAAGGCAAUAAAAGAGAAACAUUUAAAAGCUGUGUUUCAAUGGCGCAAAAGGUUAUUUGAAGCUCAUUGGUCAAUUCGUGAUGCUAGAACCACUCGCAACAGAGGGGUUGCUAAAUAUCAUGAAAAAAUGCUGAAGGAGUUUUCUAAAAGGAAAGAUGAAGACCGGAAUAAAAGAAUGGAGGCUCUGAAAAAUAAUGAUGUUGACAGGUACCGUCAGAUGUUGUUGGAACAGCAAAGUCAGAUCCCAGGUGAUGCUCAAGAGCGAUAUCUAGUUCUUUCUUCUUUCUUGUCACAGACAGAGGAAUACUUGCAAAAACUUGGAGGAAAAAUCACUGCUGCAAAAGCACAUCAAGAGGUGGAAGAAGCUGCAAUUGCUGCUGCUGCAGCUGCCCGUGCACAGGGUCUUUCGGAAGAGGAGGUUAAAGCAGCAGCAGCCUGUGCAGGACAGGAGGUGAAGACAAGGAAUCGAUUUUCAGAAAUGAAUGCUUCUAGGAACAAUAUGUCCAUAAACAAGUACUAUAAUUUGGCACAUGCUGUAAAUGAGAAGAUUUUAAGACAGCCGUCUAUGCUGCGUGCUGGAACGUUGCGUGAUUACCAGCUUGUUGGGUUGCAAUGGAUGCUUUCUUUGUACAACAAUAAGUUAAAUGGAAUUCUUGCAGAUGAAAUGGGUCUUGGGAAGACUGUACAGGUAAUGGCUUUAAUAGCUUAUCUUAUGGAGUACAAGGGGAAUUAUGGUCCACAUCUCAUAAUUGUGCCCAAUGCAGUCAUGGUCAACUGGAAGAGUGAACUGCAUAAUUGGCUUCCUACAUUGUCCUGCAUUUAUUAUGUGGGCAGUAAGGAUCAACGAGUGCGACUCUAUUCUAAGGAGGUUUGCGCUAUGAAGUUUAAUGUACUUGUCACAACGUAUGAGUUCAUUAUGAGAGAUCGGGCAAAGCUUUCAAGGGUGGACUGGAAAUAUAUCAUUAUUGAUGAGGCACAGCGAAUGAAAGACAGGGAAUCACAACUUUCACGUGAUUUAGAUAGGUUUAGGUGUCAAAGGAGAUUGCUUCUUACUGGAACACCAUUGCAGAAUGAUUUGCAGGAACUGUGGUCCCUUUUGAACUUGCUUCUACCUGAAGUAUUUGAUAAUCGGAAAGCUUUUCAUGACUGGUUUUCUAAACCCUUUCAAAAGGAUGCGCCAUCUCAGUCUUCUGAAGAUGAUUGGCUUGAAACUGAGAAGAAGGUUAUCAUAAUACACAGGUUGCAUCAGAUAUUGGAGCCUUUCAUGCUUCGGCGCCGAGUUGAAGAUGUAGAAGGGUCCCUUCCGCCCAAGAUAUCUGUGGUAUUGCGCUGUAAAAUGUCAGCCCUUCAGGGUGCUGUUUAUGAUUGGAUUAAAGCAACAGGCAGUCUUAGGCUUGAUCCACAGACUGAAGCCAGGAGAGUAGAAAGCAAUCCAAAGCGACAAAUUAGGGCGUAUGUACCAUUGCAGAACAGGUGUAUGGAGUUGCGGAAGGUCUGUAACCACCCCUUACUAAGUUACCCUUAUCGCCAAGAUUAUUCUAAUGAUUAUAUGGUGCGAUCAUGUGGAAAACUUUGGGUCCUUGAUAGAAUUCUUAUCAAACUACACAGAACAGGCCACCGUGUGCUCUUAUUCAGUACUAUGACAAAGCUGCUUGAUAUAUUAGAAGAAUAUCUCCAAUGGCGACGUCUUCAGUAUAGAAGGAUUGAUGGCACAACAAGUCUUGAAGACAGAGAGUCAGCAAUUGGUGAUUUUAACAAGCCUGGUUCUGAAUGCUUCCUAUUUCUACUGAGUAUUCGUGCAGCAGGAAGGGGUUUGAAUCUUCAAUCAGCAGACACUGUGGUCAUAUAUGAUCCUGAUCCUAACCCAAAAAAUGAAGAACAAGCUGUGGCUAGAGCUCAUCGAAUUGGUCAGAAGAGAGAAGUCAAAGUUAUAUACAUGGAAGCUGUUGUUGAAACCAUAACAAGCUACCAGAAAGAAGAUGAACUCCGAACGGGGGGCACUGUGGAUGAUGAGGAUGAGCUUGCUGGUAAAGACCGAUAUAUGGGCUCUGUAGAAAGCCUUGUUCGUAACAAUAUUCAGCAAUACAAAAUUGACAUGGCAGAUGAAGUCAUAAAUGCAGGGCGUUUUGAUCAAAGGACGACACAAGAGGAGAGGCGUGUGACACUAGAGACUCUUUUGCAUGAUGAAGAAAGAUACCAAGAAACUGUCCAUGAUGUUCCUUCAUUGCAAGAAGUAAAUCGUUUAAUUGCUAGAAGCAAAGAGGAAGUGGAACUGUUUGACCAGAUGGAUGAGGAGUUGAAUUGGCCAGGUGAGAUGUUGAGACACCAUCAAAUUCCGAAGUGGCUUCGUGUGGGUUCUUUAGAAGUAAAUGCUGCUGUCAGUUCCAUGUCCAAGCAGGCAAUGAAGAGGGGAUUGGUGGUGCCAAUUGGUACCAAGGAGGAGGAGGAUAGGUUAUGUGCUAUGUAUCCCAGUCCUGCCCCUGAAAAGAAAUUGGAGAACAUGAAAACAAAUUCAAACAAAAGACUUCCUAGAUCUGAAUCAAAUAGCAAAAAGCAGCUACCUCAUAAACAUAGAGAUAUUGCAGCUGUUAAUAAUGAAGGGGAAGACAGUGAAGAUAGCUUGGAAGAGAAAGAUGGUUCGUCAACGCAUGAAGAGGAGGGAGAAAUUAGGGAGGAUUUAGAAGAUGAAGAGAAUAGCAGAGCUGCUGGCCCUGAACCUAAUGAUAGGGUCCAAUCUGAAGAAGAAACUGAAAUAGAAUGUGAUGAGGGCGACAAUGAGUUAUCUAAAGCCAUGGAUGUUGCCGAAAAGAUUGUUAGGGAAGGUAUCGAACGCGAGGCUGCAUCCUCCGAGUCCUCAUUUCAAAAUGGAAAGUUAAAUACACGUCAGGCUUCUUCCCCCACAAUAUCUGCCCAGAAGUUUGGAUCUUUGGCUGCCUUAGAAGCAAAACCUGUGGGACAUCCAAAAUCAAUGGUGGAAGAGCUUGAAGAAGGUGAAAUUGUUGCAUCUGGCGAUUCUCACAUGGACUUCCAGCAUUCAGGAAGUUGGGUUCAUGAGCGUGAGGAUGGUGAAGAGGAACAAGUCUUGCAGCCAAAAAUUAAAAGGAAGCGUAGCAUGCGCAAUCGUCCUAGACCUAAUUCAGAUAAGCUGGAGGAAAAGCCUAAUGUUGAAAAGCGAGUAUUGCACCCGGGAAACUUCUACCAGCAAAAUUCUAAUCAGGCAAGUUAUGAUUAUGGACGACAGCUAGGACUAAAUAAAGAAGUUGGAGCUUUCAGUGAGUCUGUCUAUGACAAGUCUGAACAUUGGGGUGCCAACCUUAAGAGGAAGCAGCUUGUGCAAUCAAGAGUUGAUGAUGGUCUGCCAGAGACAAUUGCUGUUUCAAAGCAACAUGUUCUGCCUAAGCACAAUAGAGUGAAUGGGUUUGUUGAACCUAACCAAGAUGCCACAGAAUAUCCUAGAGAAAGACGAGAUUCCAAACUGAUGCACUCAGGUGGAUCUCCAAAUUGUAUUGGAGGGGGGCACAUGGCAGAGAUCUAUCAGAAAAGGUGCAAGAUUGUUCUCGACAAACUUCAAGCUGCAAUAAAUAAGUCUGGGGGACUCAUAACAGUACUUUUUUCAGAGCUUCCCAAGAGAAAUGAAAAUCCAGGAUAUUAUAGGUGUGUUGUUAAUCCCAUUGAUGCACGGACAAUUGAGCAACGCCUUGACCGUUAUGAAUAUGCAAGUGUAUUGGACUUUGCUGCUGAUGUGCAAUUGGUUCUGGACAAUGCUGGGCGUUAUUCUUCUGAGGUUAAGCCAGAUGCAAGGAGGUAUCAAGCUAUAUUCUUUCAGCGUAUGGCUCUGGCCUUUCCUGAUGUUGAUUUUAGUUUUGUCAAAACACGAAGCUUGGUUUCUCUUGGGCAGUCAGCAACACCAUCGACAUCAUCUCCCAAGCAACAGUUAAACCCUUCUCGGCUUCUCAAGUCGCAGGAUGGUCUGAGUCUGGCAUCUGAUUCAGGUGCUGGGAAGUAUUUGGCACCACGUAACAGUAGUGCUGUAAGUGAGGAGAUGCGGGAGAAAGCAACACUGAAAGAAAAUAUUUCCAAAAUGCCAAAAGAAACUAGGGUGAUGUUUGCAGAUCGGGCACAAGACAGGGAAAGAGGUAAGGGAGAUGAAGUAGAUGAAGUGACUCAUCCUGGUGAUUUUGUUAUUUGCAAAAAGAAGCGAAAAGAUAGGGAUAAAGUAGUAGUAAAACCUAGGAUGGUUAACCAAGCACCUGACAUUACUCAGGCUGUAAGAGGCUUGCCACAGAAAGAUAUCUUACUUCCUGGGCAUGCUAGACAGGCUCAGGGAUGGCCCCAAUUUGCUAGUACUGAAAAGAAUGGUACUAGUGGGCUUGAUACUGAAGAUGUUCAGUGGGCUAAACCUGUGAAGAGGUUGAGGACAGAUACUGGCAAGAGGAGGCCCAGUCAUAUUUGAUUUUGUAAAUAAUGAAAUCAUUUAUUGCAGUGUCUGCAUAUUCUGUAACCGAAAAUCUUCGCCAUUGUUACAAUGUAUUUUAGUACAUGUUCAGCAAAGCGCUCUUGAUUUAGAGUUUCACGUUGUAAAGUAUGUCUUGUAGAAGAUUAUGCAUACUAACCUAUUCCAUUGAAGUAUUAGUAUAACGUCCAAUGAUCUCCAGCGUUAAUGUGUGAUAUAUUUCACAAUUAUUCUCAGUCACCAUUUCCGCGUUGGAUUUGUAAAGACUGAAGAGUCGGGCGAGGACUCUCGUCUUAUUGCUAGAAACUAAAUUUUUAUUUGGCUUCUUUAGCUGGUUGUCCUCUAAUCUGAAGAUAAAAAGAAGAUGAAUGAUCUCCACUAGAAGUUAAAUUAACGGA